Messenger RNA from Ipomoea nil (Japanese morning glory), 996 nucleotides. RefSeq names its product nuclear transcription factor Y subunit B-6-like. Gene Ontology annotation, cellular component: nucleus; CCAAT-binding factor complex. Lineage: Eukaryota; Viridiplantae; Streptophyta; Magnoliopsida; Solanales; Convolvulaceae. Gene Ontology annotation, molecular function: protein heterodimerization activity; RNA polymerase II cis-regulatory region sequence-specific DNA binding; DNA-binding transcription activator activity, RNA polymerase II-specific. The coding region runs from base 129 to 845 and encodes 238 amino acids. Gene Ontology annotation, biological process: regulation of transcription by RNA polymerase II. The record is from RefSeq and is a predicted model, not a curated record. The transcript has 2 exons.
CACCAGGCCAAGAACUUCUUCUGAUCUUCCUUCACCUCCAUAUAUACACAGCAAGAUAGAGAGAUCCAUACAUACAUACACUUACACACAUAAGGGUAGGCUAGCUUGCUUGAGAUUGAUCGAUCGAGAUGGAUCUUGGAGGAAAUGGAGCUGGCUUCCAUGGCUACCGCACCAGGCUCCCUCACCCAACUUCUGAGAUGAAAGUGCCACUGGAGAUGAACAUGGGACUGCCGGUGGGUGCGUCGUCGCCUCAGCUCAAGAUGUUCAACCACGGCGGCACCGGGAACAACCCAGUUGCCGCUGCUGCUGACGACGGAGAAUGCACGGUGAGGGAGCAAGACCGCUUCAUGCCCAUCGCCAACGUGAUCAGGAUCAUGCGCAAGAUCCUGCCCCCACACGCCAAAAUCUCCGACGACGCCAAGGAGACCAUCCAGGAAUGCGUGUCGGAGUACAUCAGCUUUAUCACUGGCGAGGCCAACGAGCGUUGCCAGCGCGAGCAGCGCAAGACCAUCACUGCCGAGGAUGUGCUGUGGGCCAUGAGCAAGCUGGGGUUUGACGACUACAUUGAGCCGCUCACGCUCUACCUCCACCGCUACCGCGAGUAUGAUGGCGGCGACCGUGGCUCCCUCAGAGGCGACCCCCUGCUUAAACGGACAAUGGUUGAUCCGGUGAACUACCCACCGUUUGUGCAGCCGUUCCCGGUGGGCCACCACCAUGCUUACUUCGGGUUUCCACCGCCGAUGAACGGCGGUGGGUACCUGCAGAGAGAUGAAUCAAAUGCAGGCUCUUCCCAGCCUGCACCUGCUGCUAAUAUCGACCCUCCUUACCCUCACUGCAAGGAGUGAGUGAGUGAAUCAUCAAGAGCAGAGAAAUAAUUACUAUUUUUUUUUUCUAAAAACAAAUUGAAAUUGAACUUGUCUCUGCUAGGCUUUGUGAUGUAAUGAUUAGGAUUUUAAUUUAGAAUGUUUGGUCUGCUGCAUUGCCCCAACUCUCAAG